Molecule: messenger RNA, 537 nt
Organism: Nicotiana attenuata
Lineage: Eukaryota; Viridiplantae; Streptophyta; Magnoliopsida; Solanales; Solanaceae
Exons: 2
Coding region: 1-537 (178 amino acids)
Source: RefSeq, a predicted model, not a curated record
AUGAAAAUCAGGGGAGCUCUCAAGAAAAAGGCAAAUGUAGCACUCAUUUCCCAAAUUGAACCAAAGAAGGUUGAUGAAGCCCUAAAAGACUCUAACUGGUUGACUAAAGCUCUGUAUGGACUCAAACAAGCUCCACGAGCCUGGUACGAAAGGCUUAGUUCAUUUCUACUUGAUCAUGGGUUUACAAGAGAAUUCGUUGGUCUUAUGCAAAGUGAGUUUGAAAUGAGCAUGAUGGGAGAGCUUACGUUUUUCCUUGGACUUCCAAUUCAACAAUCUAAAGAAGGAACGUUUGUGUAUCACAUGAUAUAUACAAAGGAGUUAGUUCAGAAGUUUGGCAUGAGCAGUGCUAAAGCAAUUGGUAUGCCAAUGAGCUCGUCAACAAAUCUUGACAAGGACAAAAAAGGAAAUCCAGUUGAUGAAACUAAAUAUCGUGGAAUGAUUGGCUCCUUGAUUUACUUGACUGCCAGCCGACCAGAUAUUAUGUUUAGUUUGUGUAAAUAUGCCAGGUUCAGUCAGCUCCUAAGGAAUCGUAUCUGA